Messenger RNA from Hippopotamus amphibius kiboko, 1964 nucleotides. It is a transcript of the gene KCNJ4, whose product is annotated as potassium inwardly rectifying channel subfamily J member 4. Gene Ontology annotation, cellular component: plasma membrane. The coding region runs from base 267 to 1604 and encodes 445 amino acids. Gene Ontology annotation, molecular function: inward rectifier potassium channel activity. NCBI's taxonomy places the organism in Eukaryota, Metazoa, Chordata, Mammalia, Artiodactyla, Hippopotamidae. Gene Ontology annotation, biological process: potassium ion import across plasma membrane; regulation of monoatomic ion transmembrane transport. The record is from RefSeq and is a predicted model, not a curated record. The transcript has 2 exons.
CGCUGCUGGCGCUGUCCGUCCGUCUGUCCGGCCGCGUGCGUGUCUGUGUGUCCCGGGGCCUGGCAGCUCAGGCCCCGCGCGCUCAGCACCUUAUCGCCGACCGGGGUUCCGGCUACUCGGCGCGUGUUCAGCGCGGUCAGGCGACUCCCCGGGACCUGGUGAGCUCUGUCCUCUGGCCCUCGUCUGGAACUGCGAGAUCCGGGUUUCUGCCAGGAAGGGGGGUAGAGGCCCUGCGUCUUCCCAGGUGACCACGCCGGCUUCAGGACAUGCACGGGCACAGCCGCAACGGGCAGGCCCACGUGCCCCGGCGGAAACGCCGCAAUCGCUUCGUCAAGAAGAACGGCCAAUGCAACGUCUACUUCGCCAACCUGAGCAACAAGUCGCAGCGCUACAUGGCAGACAUCUUCACCACCUGCGUGGACACGCGCUGGCGCUAUAUGCUGAUGAUCUUUUCCGCGGCCUUCCUCGUCUCCUGGCUCUUUUUUGGUCUCCUCUUCUGGUGCAUCGCCUUCUUCCACGGUGAUCUGGAGGCCGGCCCGGCGGAGGCCGCGGCGGGGGCCCCGGCAGCGGGAGGUGGCGGGGCGGCCCCGGUGUCCCCCAAGCCCUGCAUCAUGCACGUGAACGGCUUCCUGGGCGCCUUCCUGUUCUCGGUGGAGACGCAGACGACCAUCGGCUACGGGUUCCGGUGCGUGACGGAGGAGUGCCCGCUGGCGGUCAUCGCCGUGGUGGUCCAGUCCAUCGUGGGCUGCGUCAUCGACUCCUUCAUGAUCGGCACCAUCAUGGCCAAGAUGGCCCGGCCCAAGAAGCGGGCGCAGACGCUGCUGUUCAGCCACCACGCGGUCAUCUCGGUGCGCGACGGCAAGCUCUGCCUGAUGUGGCGCGUGGGCAACCUGCGCAAGAGCCACAUCGUGGAGGCCCACGUGCGGGCCCAGCUCAUCAAGCCCUACAUGACCCAGGAGGGCGAGUACCUGCCGCUGGACCAGCGGGACCUCAACGUGGGCUAUGACAUCGGCCUGGACCGCAUCUUCCUGGUGUCGCCCAUCAUCAUCGUCCACGAGAUCGACGAGGACAGCCCGCUGUACGGCAUGGGCAAGGAGGAGCUGGAGUCGGAGGACUUCGAGAUUGUGGUCAUCCUGGAGGGCAUGGUGGAGGCCACGGCCAUGACCACCCAGGCCCGCAGCUCCUACCUGGCCAGCGAGAUCCUGUGGGGCCACCGCUUCGAGCCCGUGGUCUUCGAGGAGAAGAGCCACUACAAGGUGGACUACUCGCGCUUCCACAAGACCUACGAGGUGGCCGGCACGCCCUGCUGCUCCGCCCGGGAGCUGCAGGAGAGCAAGAUCACCGUGCUGCCCGCCCCGCCGCCCCCGCCCAGUGCCUUCUGCUACGAGAACGAGCUGGCCCUCAUGAGCCAGGAGGAAGAGGAGAUGGAGGAGGAGGCUGCGGCCGCUGCCGCUGUGGCUGCAGGCCUGGGCCUGGAGGCGGGCUCCAAGGAAGAGGCGGGCAUCAUCCGGAUGCUGGAGUUUGGCAGCCACCUGGACCUGGAGCGCAUGCAAGCCACCCUCCCUCUGGACAACAUCUCCUACCGCAGGGAGUCUGCCAUCUGACCUCUCGCUUCCCACAAGAGCCUCUGCCGGGGGUGGGCUGCCAGGACCCCCCCUCCACACUCAGGACAGAGCUCACCCUGGCCCCGUGGACCUUCUGGAGUGAAGUGGGGGCUUCAAAGACUGGGAGACCCCUCCCUACAGACUCCAGGACCCAGGCCUGGGCAAGGGCCAGGAUACCCUCAGUCUGGUCAGCCCCGGUUCCCCAGCACUUACCCACUGGCGGCUCAGGAACCCCACACCCACCACCCUUUCCCCACCGACCCUUCGAGGACAUUCCCCCUUUGCUCUCAGAACCUUGGGGAAGGCGGCUGGACUGUUGGGGGGUGGGCAUCUUGGGGUUCUGGGGUGGGCCGGGGGUUC